Molecule: messenger RNA, 763 nt
Organism: Saccostrea cuccullata (small rock oyster)
Lineage: Eukaryota; Metazoa; Mollusca; Bivalvia; Ostreida; Ostreidae
Product: ropporin-1-like protein
Exons: 6
Coding region: 62-733 (223 amino acids)
Source: RefSeq, a predicted model, not a curated record
AUUUUUCGAAAAAAAAUUGACGGAAGCUGUGAUUUUCCUUUAUCAAACAUAAAACUCAAUAAUGCCUACCAAUCCAGACGAGCCCUACUACUGCUCGCAGCAAAUAAAUAUCCCACCAUCAUUACCGGAUAUUCUGAAACAAUUCACAAAAGCGGCAAUCCGCACUCAACCAAAAGAUGUCUUGGCAUGGUCUGCUGCCUAUUUUAAAGACAUGGCAAAAGGAGAGACACCCCCUGUGAAAGAGAGACUUGAAAUGCCCGUGGCCACACAGAAAACAGAUACAGGUCUUACCCCAGGUCUUUUGAGGGUGCUAAAUAAGCAGCUUGGUCCAAAGAAGACAGUAUCAUUAAGCUUAAUCGAGGAGAAGUGGGCAGAUUUAGCUCUCCCCAAAGAACAAUUUGACGACCUGGUCAGGAUAGGGAGUUUUGGGGGAGAGGUUGAAUGGAAUAAAUUUUUUGCCCUCUGUGCUUCAGCACUAGGAGAGAACAUUACAGAUGCCAUGAAGACAAUCUGCGAGAUUUUAACAGCCGAUCCCGAGGGCGGCCCCUCUAGAAUCCCCUUCCCAUUAUUUAAGGAUCUCUACACCUACCUAGCACAGAUUGAUGGAGAAAUUACACAGCAACAAAUUAAUGAAGUCUGUAAUUACCUCAAAUAUCAUGUGGACAAACAAGAUGGAUAUGUCCAACCUCGUAAUUUCCUUGGAGCUGAAUGUCCGAAGUUAUCUAAUCAUUGAGGUUUUUGUGAUAUAUAACUAAUGACUACU